This is a messenger RNA of Danio rerio (zebrafish), 1046 nucleotides long. The record is from RefSeq and is a predicted model, not a curated record. NCBI's taxonomy places the organism in Eukaryota, Metazoa, Chordata, Actinopteri, Cypriniformes, Danionidae.
UCGCUGUUGAUCCUCUGCUCUUCAACACGAUAGAUUUGAUGCUGAUGUGGCUCAGAAUGGCUCCUGCUCUUCAUCUGAUCUUUCUGCUCAUCAUUCACAGGGUUUCUGCUGCUGAAUGGAGUACGAAAUACAAUGCUACAGAAAUCUGUGCCCUACAGAACUCAACAAUGACAAUCAGCUGCACUUUUACACACCCUGAGGGAUUGCAGAUCAUGAGAGCCUUCUGGAACAAAAACGAGGUAAAACAUGAUGGAGAGCUUACAGAUCUGUCUGAGGACCCUGAAUACAGUCAGAGGCUUCAGUAUCUGGGAGAUAAACAGCACAACCGCACCGUCAGACUGAGUCAUGUGACAAAGAAAGAUGAACACGAGUAUUAUUUCAGAAUUACUACUAAUGUAUCAGCUCAAAAAUGGCUUGGUAAACCAGGAGUGCGUCUCUCUGUCACAGAUCUUCAGCUGGAGUCUCCUGAGAGAGUGACAGAGGGAGAUUCAGUCCGUCUGACAUGUAAAAGCAGCUGUAAACUGACUGACACACCAACAUUCAUCUGGUACAGAAACUCACACACAUUGACUAAUAUUGGAGAUGAACUCAACAUCAGGUCAGUCAGUAGAACAGAAGCAGGACACUACAGCUGUGGUGUGCAGGGACAAAUGUACAUCUCUCCUGCUGUUUAUCUCGAUGUCACAUGUAAGUUUUUAUCUGUUUUACCUUUUAGUGUUUACCUGUUUAAAACAUACAGACUUACAAUAAAUAUGAAAGCAGUCGAGCUAAAGAAUGCUCCAGAUACUCCUGUGAUCUUCCUCAGUGGAUCUGCUAUAAUAAAGGAGGGAGAUUCAGUGACUCUGAUGUGCAUCAGUCACUCAAAUCCUCCUGCUCUGAACUUCAGCUGGUUUGAGGAGAAUCAAAGCUCAGCUGUUGGAUCUGGACAGAGUUUCAGUGCAGUACAGAGUGGACGCUUCUACUGUGAGGCUCACAAUCCACAUGGAGCUCAGAGAUCAGACGCCGUCACUGUCACUGGUGAAGCUUUUAUCAUCACACUCCUGUAA